AACUGCUGCUUGAAGCAGAAAGCAGAAGGUGAUAAAGUAACGUAAUUUGGCGAUGUGACAUAUAUGUCAGCCAACCUGCGUACGGUUGAAAAGUUUUCAGUGUGUGUUGUCCGCUGUUGUAAAUGGUGCUGCUGUAAGGAGUGCUGCAGUCUUGUAAAAGGAUAACCAUGGCAAUGUGGAUCCAGGCCCAGCAGCUGCAGGGUGAUGCCUUGCACCAGAUGCAGGCCUUGUACGGCCAGCACUUCCCCAUUGAGGUGCGGCACUACCUGGCUCAGUGGAUUGAAAGCCAACUCUGGGACUCGGUGGAGUUGGAUAACCCAGCAGAGGAAACCAAAGCCAAGCGUCUGUUGGAUAACCUGGUGGCCGAGCUCCAAAAGAAAGCCCAGGUCCAGGGAGGAGAGGACGGCUUUCUGCUCAAGAUCAAGCUUGGUCACUAUGCCAGCCAGCUAAAGAGCACCUAUGAUCGUUGUCCUUUGGAACUGGUCCGCUGCAUUAAACACAUCCUGCAGUCUGAGCAGAGGCUCGUUCAAGAAGCUACAAAUGCCAGCAGUGGAAGUGGGGGUCAGGCCAUGGACACGCUAUCACAGCGCCACCAGCAGAUCAACCAGGCCUUUGAGGAGCUCCGACUAGCCACGCAGGAAACCGAGAACGAACUGAGAAAGCUGCAGCAGAGCCAGGAGUACUUCAUCAUCCAGUACCAGGAGAACAUGCGCAUUCAAGCCCAGCUGAGCAGCUUGUCUUCACUGCCUCCAACUGAGCGCACCCAGCGGGAAACAACCCUGCAGAGCAAGCGGGCCACAGUGGAGGCCUGGCUCGCCAGAGAGGCCAGCACACUACAGAAAUACAGGCUUGACCUGGCAGAACAGCACCAGAAGACCUUGGGCCUGCUGAGGAAACAGCAGACUGUGAUCCUGGAUGAGGAGCUCAUUCAGUGGAAGAGGAGGCAACAGCUGGCUGGCAAUGGGGGUCCUAAUGAGGGGGGGCUGGAUGUUCUGCAGUCCUGGUGUGAGAAGCUGGCUGAUCUGAUCUGGCAGAACCGACAGCAGAUCCGGCGCUGUGAACAUCUCACCCAGCAGCUUCCUCUGCCAGGGCCCAUGGUAGAGCUGCUGAGCAAACUGAAUGCUGACAUCACUGACAUCAUCUCUGCCCUGGUUACCAGCACCUUCAUCAUCGAAAAGCAGCCACCCCAGGUGUUAAAAACCCAGACCAAAUUUGCAGCCACAGUUCGCCUCCUGGUGGGUGGGAAGCUCAACGUCCACAUGAACCCACCUCAGGUCAAAGCUGUCAUUGUUAGUGAGCAGCAGGCCAAGGCUUUGCUGAAGAAUGAGAGUACACACAGUGAAAGCAGUGGAGAAAUCCUCAAUAACAACUGUGUGAUGGAGUAUCACCAGGCCACGGGCACCCUCAGUGCACACUUCAGAAAUAUGUCACUGAAGCGGAUCAAACGUUCGGACCGUCGAGGUGCAGAGUCCGUGACAGAGGAGAAGUUUACAGUUCUGUUUGAGUCCCAGUUUAGCAUUGGAGGCAACGAGCUGGUCUUCCACGUCAAAACUCUGUCCCUGCCUGUGGUAGUCAUUGUGCACGGCAGCCAGGACAACAACGCCACCGCUACAGUCCUGUGGGACAAUGCCUUUGCUGAGCCGGGCAGAGUACCGUUCAUUGUGCCAGAGAAGGUGCUGUGGCCCCAGCUGUGUGAGGCCCUCGAUAUGAAAUACAAGGCAGAGAUGCACAGUGGGCGUGGCCUGUCAGACGACAACCUGGUUUUUCUUGCACAAAAGGCUUUUUCAGGCAGCAGCAACAACUCCGAGGACUACCGCAACAUGACCAUAUCCUGGGCCCAGUUCAACAGGGAAAGCUUACCUGGACGCAACUUCACCUUCUGGCAGUGGUUUGAUGGAGUAGUAGAGCUUAUGAAGAAACAUCUGAAGCCUCACUGGAAUGAUGGGGCCAUUCUGGGCUUUGUAAACAAGCAGCAGGCACAGGACAUGCUGAUGUCCAAACCCAAUGGCACUUUCCUGCUGCGAUUCAGUGACUCUGAGAUUGGAGGCAUCACCAUCGCCUGGGUGGCAGAAAACCCCAACAAAUCAGGUGAGAGGCUGGUCUGGAAUCUGUUGCCAUACACAACCAAGGACUUCUCUAUUCGCUCGCUGGCUGACCGUAUCAGUGACCUGAACCAUCUUCUGUAUCUGUAUCCUGACCGGCCCAAAGACGAAGUCUUCGCCAAGUACUACACCCCCCCACUUUCAAAAGCAGUUGAUGGAUAUGUGAAACCACAGAUCAAACAAGUCGUGCCAGAAUUCACCACCCCGAACCCUGAACCCAGUGCAGGAGCUACUGUAUUCAUGGACCAGACCGCUUCUCCCUCUGUGACCCACCCCAACAACUUUGGUGUCUACCCUCCCAUGGCCGACGGCAUGUUGGAUCCCGAUGGGGACUUUGAUCUCGAGGACACCAUGGAUGUGGCUCGUCAUGUGGAGGAGCUGCUCCGCAGGCCUAUGGCCAACCAGUGGAACAGCCAGCAGUCCUAAACCAGACACCCGCACCUGCGGCACGCCUCGAGGUCAUCUCCAUCUGGAAACACUCACGCCUGCAAAACCAACUGGACUGCAACCAGGGCAAGUCGGCCACUCUGGCAGAUCUGCGUCACAUUUUGUUAUUCAGGUUUCUCUUUAACUGUGUCGAAUAAUUGUCUACACGCCCAAGACUUUUUUAAGAAGUAACUCUGUUAUCAAAGUCAAUGUUACUGCCAUUCAACAAGCUUUAGAUCCUCUCCUGCUUCCUGUAGUUUCUCACUGCUGCUAUCUGGAGGUAGUUUGUUUCAAUUGGAUUGUUAUUAAAAACUGCAAUGGGUCGUUCUCAGCAGAAGCUUUGUAUGUGCCCGCUGAGCAUGGGAAGACGUGCACGACACAGAUAACACACAGCUGAAGUCCCUUUCAGCCAUGCACUCACUUUUCUGUUGCAGUUGUGAUGUUACUGGGCCGGCUCAUUUACAAUAACGUUGCCCUUUUAACAAUUCAUAAGUCUGAAUGCACAUGGGCACAGCCUAGAGUAUGACUCUGUCUCCUGGACCUGUUUGUUAUUGCUCAGAAAAUGCCCUAAACACGUAUGUUUCUAUUUACAGUAUGAUUAGACUGAUGCAUUUCCCAAUCAGGAAGACGGAUCUCUCUCUGAGCACAUUCCUCUUAGCUGUCACACACACUGAUCUCACUGUGACUCUGGAGAAGUAAAAGUUCAGCUACACCUCACUGCAUGUCUGAAAGGGCCUUAAAUAUCACUGUGAGGAGCUCUCUCUGCCCGUACACAGGUAGUCCACAGGUAGUACUGGUUACUGUGACACAUAGUUGACAAAUGUAUUAUUUUCUGUAUUACAGAGACGAUUUUUUAAAUUAUUGUCAAGAAAAACGAGAAGAUUUCCAAUCAAGACUUAAAGAAAGACGAUGUAACUUCUUCUGUUUCCAAAUUUUGAGUCAUAACUUAAAGAAAGGGACAGCAAGAAGGAAACAAACUUGUCUCCUAGUAAGGUACCUCAUGGCUGUUGCUUUAUAAUUAGCUCCUGAGCUUAGCUGUGGCCUAAGCUUUAGGACAGGUUUAAACCUCCCUGUUGGCUCAGUCUGAACCAGCGUCUGUGUGACGUUAAUAAAGUGACCCUGUAGUGUGAGGUAGCUGUGGAUGUAGGGCUGUAGAUUGGCUAACACGGCGGUUUGUUGCAUCUCUUCCCUUAGAGGUUACAUGGUCUUCCUUUAAGUCCUGACAAUAAACUGUAAGAGCUGUGUUUAAAACAUUUCUACCAAUUCAUCUGUUUCUCUGUGACGACGUUGAACCAAACUGCCUUACAGCACAGUGGACUUAGGUGCUAUCACUAUAACUGCUUACUGAUUUGAAUUUUGUUUGGGUUUUUUGGGAGGUUGUCUUUUCUCAGACGGAGUUUUAUAUUAUAGUAAUGAGAUAAACACAGACAGAUUUUAUUUUUUAUGAUAUUUUGUCAUUGUUUUAACUGUACAGAGUGGCCUGAGACCCCUGAGAAGUUUAAUGCCAUUUGAAUAAGAAACCUGGGCAGUUUGUUUACCCAAAGCGCUUCAAGAGUACAAAUUCAUUUGUGUAAUUUCUCUUUCAUUCAUAUCUAAAGGGUGAUAAAAAUUACUAUCCAAAAACAUCUUGUUAGCAUCUCCACACCUCCAAGCUGGUGGAUUUAAUGACAGGACACUACUCGAGAGCAAGUCCAGCCUACCUUGUGGAACAGGCAGGGUUCAGGUUUGGGACGUCAUGGAUGCAGGUUAGGCUUUAAAGCACACACGGGUUUCAGAAAGUGAGCAAAUAGCAGCAAACCUUUCAUGUGGACUGGAUGUGUCUCUGUUUUACUUUGUGCCCUCCUCAUCUGCUCAGCUUGACUUCCAUCAAAAGUACAGCUGGCAUGUAUGUUAAACACUCAGCAUCAACAAGCAAAAUGUGCUCUGUCCCGUCCAUGGAAACAUGUCCCUCAAUGAGAACUUCAUCACAGACGCUCCUGCUAAUGGAGUACAUACAAACACAGCUUCUCCACACUCUGCAUUCAUACAUUUUAAAUCAAAGAAAGGUUAUCCAUAUUUCUGAUUGUGCUGGCAAAUUUCAUGCAAGUUUAUUAAGGAUGAUUUUGUAUUUACUGUUCCCUGACAAGUGAUGGCCACUGUACUGUCACACACAGAGGAGAUACCACGAUGAGUGACACAGCAUUAUAUGUAAUCAGGACUCACAAACAGCAUGUUGCCUGUAUGAGCUGGAGUCUCCAUUCCAACACUUUUUAAACUGAAGGUCUGAUCACGCUCAAGUCUAACCAGUGCCUUUGUCUAAUUAUAAACCAAGUUGUGCCAUUUAACAUGGGUUUGAACAGCACUCUGGCUGUAAAAUAAAUGUUGGUAGUCACACAACAUAUUUUCUUAAACCUGGUAAAGUUGUCCUGUUCUCACAGUGCACAGAGCCUGCAGGGGAACAGGUGAACUGGGACUGAUAUCUGUAGGUGUGCACGGAUCUGUAACAGUAAACCUUGUAACCUUAGAGCACCGUUGGCAUGUUUAACUAAUGACAACUGAAGUUUAAUCAGUGACAUAUAUGUGAAUGUUUGCUAAAUGCAGCCUUUUCUGUGUGUUGGCAUUACAGCCACGUCCAAGAAAAGAGCGAUUCAAGAACUCUUUCCUGGGUGGAGACUUUGUGUUUAGAUUAAACAAAGAAAACAGACGACGUCUCGCCGUGUCAACGGUGUUGGUAGCCUUUUGAUUGGCCAGCAUUUCUAUUAGGAUUAUAUCAGCAACCGGUACUCAGGCAUGCUCUUUUUAUAUCUUGUGUUUUCACGUGACUAGUGUUUUCAGUCCCUGUUUAAACGGUACCAGUGUAGAGAGUGAAGCCACCAUUGUGAUUGUUACGACCACGGCUCGUAAUCACAACCAUCCUAUUAGACGCUAAAGACUCGUAGAUUUUUGGAACAUUCACAGAGGAACUGAAAGCAAAGAAGGGACAAAACUUUUACUUUUACCUCAGAGUGUGUGUGUGUGUGUGUGUGUGUGUGUGUGUGUGUGUGUGUGUGUGUGUGUGUGUGUGUGUGUGUGUGUGUGUGUGUGUGUGUGUGUGUGUGUGUGUGUGUGUGUGUGUGUGUGUGUGUGUGUGUGUGUGUGUGUGUGUGUGUGUGGUUUAAAUAUAAAUUUGUGACAAUUAGAAGGAUGGAUGGUGAAAUUCUCAGACCUCAUCAUACUGUUAAACUUUUCUUAGGCAUAUACUUUUAAAUAUAAUCUGAUGUAAUGCACGUCUCUGUAGAAUAAACUAAAAAGCCAUAAUUAAGCUUGCACACCCAUUUGAAAAGGGAGCCCUCACACGUGCUGGUAGUUCUCUAAUGCUUAUCCACCAUCACCUCGUCUAGCUGAUUAUUUGUAAAUUGCUCCGUUUCUUACACUGACUGACCGAUUCUUCAUGUUUGUUUGUCACAGUAACUGGAAGUGUCUGUGACGUGUUAGUGGCGUGGUGCUCACUGUCAUUUCUCUAACUCAGUGAAUGAGAGACCCAAGAAAUGUUAUCCCAGUAAAUAUCUGACCUGUGUAGCAACCAUGUGCAUGCGUGCACAGUUACAGUUAGUCGUUGCCUUUAUCAUAUCAAGAUUGCAUAGGCUGCAAGCAUGCAGUCGAAUGUUAGACGGACAAGCAGACAAGUCCUCAGUGUAUCCACGUGUUUCCAUCAGCCGCUGUACAGAAACAAACUCCCUGUGGCACUGGCAGGUAAUCGGCAGCUACUCACAACCUGUCAUGUCCAACGUUUUCUUAAAGGAGACUGCUCUCUGGCAUGUCAUCCUUCAGUUAUUAUUGAAUGCUCUAAAGUGUAAAAAGGUCAGGUACCCAGAUUAUACCAAAUGCAUACAUGUGAGGGAAGAACGUGCAGAAUGUUGUCGACUGUAGGUGUGCGCUCCAUCAUCAUGCCAUGUCUCCUCUCCUUUAGAAACUCUUAAGCUGCUUCUCCACUUCUUUCCAGCCUUGUCACAGUUUAUCCAGAGUUUUCAUCUCUUCCCAGGUUUCAAUCCAAACUUUAAAGAGAUAAACUUUAGAAGUUUGGGAGCAGCAGGAGAGCUUUGUGAAAGUGGGCCCAGGUAGAUGAUGAAGAACUGUCCUAAUUGUUACUAGGCAGUUUUAACCGUGUGCGUAGUUUUUGUUCAGAUGUUGUAGCUCUCGUAUGUUGGAUUUCUCUUUCAAGCUUCAAGAACAAAUUGGGCGUUUGUGGGUGUUUAAACUGGGGAGAGCAUUCAGGCCGCCACAGGUCGGUCUUCUUUUCUUGACUCGUUUGCUUUGGUUCACUGUUGUGUUGCAGCCUCUCCUCAGUUUGGACUACUGUUGCUUUAUUGAAACAUCCGACUCCAGCUACCUUUUGGGAAGUCUUCAUUUUCUUUUACAGGGAAACAGCGCGAGGUAUGACUCAGUGUGAGUCAUACCUUAGUUUGUGUUAGAUUGUUAUAUAAUUGCAGAAAUACCAGCCACACCGAGCUGUUCUUGAAACGGAUUGAACCUCAGCCGAGUCCACGUUAGCUGUGGAUCAGAGUCAUGUGAGUGCUUCCAGCUACUCAGCGUGGUUGAACCCGAUCAUUGAUGCAACAGUCUCUCGAAUGCCUUGAAUCAGUCUGUGUAUCUGUCUGUGUGUUUGCUGGCUUCUGUUAGCUCUGUGCUCUGUCUUAUUUACUGUCUGAAUUUGUCCUACAGUUUACUGGAACUUUAAUGUUGGGAAUGGAAACAUGACAAUAAACUUUUUUUAAUUAA
Molecule: messenger RNA, 7265 nt
Organism: Oreochromis aureus
Lineage: Eukaryota; Metazoa; Chordata; Actinopteri; Cichliformes; Cichlidae
Product: signal transducer and activator of transcription 5B-like
Exons: 19
Coding region: 168-2528 (786 amino acids)
Biological process (GO): regulation of transcription by RNA polymerase II; cell surface receptor signaling pathway via JAK-STAT; growth hormone receptor signaling pathway via JAK-STAT
Molecular function (GO): DNA-binding transcription factor activity, RNA polymerase II-specific; RNA polymerase II cis-regulatory region sequence-specific DNA binding
Source: RefSeq, a predicted model, not a curated record